This is a messenger RNA of Raphanus sativus (radish), 702 nucleotides long. Its product is annotated as probable LRR receptor-like serine/threonine-protein kinase At3g47570. Gene Ontology annotation, biological process: protein phosphorylation. The transcript has 2 exons. The coding region runs from base 1 to 702 and encodes 233 amino acids. The record is from RefSeq and is a predicted model, not a curated record. Lineage: Eukaryota; Viridiplantae; Streptophyta; Magnoliopsida; Brassicales; Brassicaceae. Gene Ontology annotation, molecular function: ATP binding; protein kinase activity.
AUGCCCUCGAAACAUAGUAGUAUCAAGGACGAGAAGAAGACAUUCAUCAAAGAAGAAGAAAAUUUUCAUCGGUGUUGGAAGAAGAAAAACACCAACCACUUGACGUUGUCGUCGGCGAAUCCUCCAUUAAUAGACUCUUUCUAUGAAAGGGUAAGCUAUGAAGAACUUCGAGCUGCGACGAAUGAGUUCUCCUCCAGCAAUUUGAUUGGUUCAGGAAACUUUGGCUCUGUUUUCAGAGGCUUGCUUGGUCCGCAAGAGUCUAAACCUGUUGCUGUUAAAGUUCUAAAUCUUCAAACACGGGGCGGAGCCAAGAGCUUUACAUCGGAAUGUGAGGCCUUGAAAGGUAUAAGGCAUCGAAACCUUGUGAAACUUGUGACUUCUUGCUCAAGCAUUGAUUUCAAAGGAGAUGAAUUCAAAGCUCUAGUGUACGAGUUUAUGCCCAACGGAAACCUAGACACGUGGCUGCACCACCACCACCACCAAGUGGAUGAAGUCGAAGAAGACUCUUUAAAUCAUUCAAUUUCAAGACCACUGAAGCUGUCUGAACGACUUAACAUAGCCAUAGAUGUGGCUUCUGUUUUGGAUUAUAUACAUUCCCAUUGUCAUGACCCUGUAGCUCAUUGUGAUCUAAAGCCGAGCAAUGUUCUCCUAGACAAUGAUCUAACAGCCCAUGUAAGUGACUUUGGUCUUGCUGAUCAUUGA